AAAAUGGUGGUUUUGUUAGAUUAAUAACAGCAUCGGGACUCCCCCAUCCCGCCAUUGCUACUUCACUCUCGGCGACGAUUGCAUGAACCCUAAUUUACUCUUCCGCUUCCCUCUCUAGCAUUCAAUAUCGGAAAGGUUCUUCUUUCUUUUCCGAGUAAUAAUGAAUUCGAAAAAGAUGGACAUCGGUUCCAAAGAUAUUAUAAGCAAUCUACCAGACGCCCUUCUUGGUCACGUCCUGUCCUUCCUUCCCACGACAGAAGCUGCUUCGACAUCAGUUCUCGCAAAAAGGUGGAGGUAUCUGUUGGCUUUUGUACCAACUCUCGAUUUAGAUAACAUGAUCUAUGACCGUCCUAAAAUGGGUAGACGAAAAAGGCUAGAGAUGCGUAAAAGUUUCAAGCUUUUUGUGGAUAGAGUACUGGCUUUGCAAGGGAAUGCUCCGUUAAAAAAAUUCUCUUUAAGGUGUAAAAUUGGUUCUGAUCCAUCUCGUGUCAAUGGUUGGGUACUCAAAGUGUUGGAGCGUGGUGUAGUAGAGCUUGAUCUGUACAUCGCUUCGGAAUACGAAUAUCCGCUGCCUCCAGAGGUCUUGAUGACCAAGACAUUGGUUAGGCUGAAAUUAGCAGGAACAGAUGAGUUCACCGUUGAUGUUGGUGAGGUUUUUCUACCAAAGCUUAAGACUUUGCAUUUGACUGCUAUUUCGUUCGGUGAUGAGGGUGGUCCUCCAUUUGCCAAGCUGAUUUCUGCUUGUGACGCCCUUGAGGAGCUAGUUAUGAUUAAAAUGAUGUGGGAUUACUGGGAAUUUUGCUCGGUGUCCAACCCAUUCCUCAAGAGAGUAACAAUUGAUUGUGAGAACAUUGAUGAGAAUCCAAAGAGUGUAUCCUUUGAUACUCCAAAUCUUCUCUAUUUAGAAUUUACUGAUACUGUUGCAGUCAAGUAUCCAAAAGUGAAUUUUGAUUCGCUUGUUGAAGCUAGCGUAGGCCUUCGAAUGACACCUGAUCAGGUCUUUCACGCAAGAGAUUUAGUAAAUAGUCAUCAUGGUUAUAAAAGAUGUAAGGGCGCAAAUGCAGCAGAUUUUAUGAUGGGAAUAUGCAAUGUUAAAACCAUGUACUUAUCGUCCGAGGCUCUUGAGGUCCUUACUUUUUGCUGUAAAAAAGCAAUACCAGUCUUCAACAACCUGAUUCAUUUAACAGUUGAGACUGACGAAAGAGUGGACUGGGAAUCAUUGCCGAUUCUACUCAAGAAUUGUCCAAAUCUAGAAACCCUCGUCUUCGAAGGACUCCAUUACGGAGAUUUAAAUCAAUGUUUUGACAAGGAUUACAGCUUCAAGGACACAAACGAAUGUUAUGGCGAUCAAGGUGACACAUGUCAGUGCAAACCUUGGUAUGGCACUCCGGUUUGGCUAUCAUCAAGCCCAGUGAAGAUACUAAAGGUAUUGAAGUUUGGACAAAUCUCUAGUUAUAAAGAUGACAUGGAGAGGCAGACGGAUCUCAUUGAGCACUUUUUGGAGUCAAUGCCGAAUCUUGAACAAGUGAUAUUAUACUAUGACACUACAUUUGAUGAUGAUCUGAAAAUAGUAUCAACCCAACUUCAGAUGCUUGAAAAAGUAGCCUCAACCAAAUGCAAGAUCCAAGUAAUCUCUGAUAACAUCAGCUACUCAUUUACUGUGCACUCUUCCUCAUUGACAUGUGGGCUCAACUUCUUCAAAGACACCUUCCCGGUUUAAUGAUCAGCAUGCUUCAUCUCCAGAGAAGUUCAGAAAACAAUUAGUUGUUAGUUCUAGUCUUGUCUCUGCUCUUUCAGCUUCCCAAUAUGUAUUUUGUGGUUAUUCGUGUUGGUGAUAUGCGUUAACCUUGGGAUUUCUCUUGCCUAGAAGAAAGUUUUUGUAAAGUUUGCUAAAACUCUAAGCAAGCUUCUUUUGUUUUUGUUGUUCAAAGACUUUUGUCUUGCUGUUUCAGCUUCUUAAUAUGCAUUCUACUUUUUUUGUUCA
Arabidopsis lyrata subsp. lyrata is the source of this 1984-nucleotide messenger RNA. RefSeq names its product F-box/LRR-repeat protein At3g59190. The transcript has 4 exons. Lineage: Eukaryota; Viridiplantae; Streptophyta; Magnoliopsida; Brassicales; Brassicaceae. The record is from RefSeq and is a predicted model, not a curated record. Gene Ontology annotation, molecular function: protein binding. The coding region runs from base 161 to 1720 and encodes 519 amino acids.